Messenger RNA from Adineta steineri, 1797 nucleotides. NCBI's taxonomy places the organism in Eukaryota, Metazoa, Rotifera, Eurotatoria, Adinetida, Adinetidae. The record is from the annotation of a GenBank genome assembly.
AUGGGUGAGGGUGGUUCGAAUAUUGAAAGAUAUAUUGUUAAAAACCAAGAUCUUGGACGUGAUACUUGUGCACCAGCUGGUGAAGUUAAUAUUGAUAGUACAUCAUUACGUGUAACAAAAUUAGCACCAGGAAAAAAAUAUUUAUUUCGUGUACGUGCUGUUAAUAAAGAAGGUGAAGGUGAACCAUUAAAAACAACUACUACAACAUUAGCGAAAAUCCAUACGAUGAACCAAGAUAAAGAUGGUGGUGCAUCCGUUGAAAAAUAUAUUAUUGAACAUCAAGAAAAAGGAUUUGAUAAUAAUGCUACAAUAACUGAUUUACUCGAAAAUAGUGAAGUUGCAUUUUGUGUUAAAGCAGUUAAUAAAGCUGGUGAAAGUGAACCAAGUUCAACGACUGACGGACGAGCACCAACAUUUGUUAAAAAAUCAAGAGAUACAAUACCUGAAGUUAAAUGGUGUCGUAAUGGUUUAGAAUUAUCACCAUCUGGUCGUUGUCGUAUUGCUACAAAACUAAAUGAAUUAAAAUCUACCUUAAUAUUCAAUGAAGCUUGGGAUAGUGUGCCAGCUAAACUUACACGUGAACCAGAAGAACAACGUAUUCCUUUGGGUGAAACAUUAAAAGUUAAAAUUCCUAUUAGUGCUGAUGAUGAUCGUGUACGUAUUCAAGAAUUUGAUGAUUUUAUUGUUGUUACAAUACCUGAUACUGAACGAGAAGAUGCUGGUAAAUAUGCAAUUAAUGUUGCAAAUGAUUCAGGAUCAUGUAAUGUUCCUUUGAAAUUUUUUUUUACUAUAACACCACCACUUCCUCCAACUGGUCCACUUGAAAUAUCAAAUGUAUCGAAAGAUCGUGCAACACUAUCAUGGAAACCACCAAAAGAUGAUGGUGGUAGUAAAGUAACUGAUUAUGUUAUUGAACGACAACCACCUGGUUCACUAGGACAACCAGAUAUCACUGGAAUGACAAAUAAUACUGUAACACUUAAUUGGGAAAAAGUAACUUCUGAUGAUGGUGGUCCUAUAACUGGUUAUUGGAUUGAAAAACGUGAAGAAAAUACUGACAAAGGGAUAUCAGUAAAUAAAUCACCAUGUCAAUCAGCACAUUUUACAGUACCAUCAUUAGUAGAAGAUCAUAUUUAUGAAUUUCGUGUUACAGCAGAAAAUGAAGCUGACAAAGAAACACCAUCUGAUGCAACUAAACCAACUAAAGUUAAAGAUCCAAAUGCAUCUACACCACCAGAAUUUGUUAAAAAAUUAAAAGAUGCUGAAGGUAAUGAAGGUAAAACAAUUACAUUGGAAUGUGAAGUUAUUGGAACACCUAAACCUGAUUUCAAAGGUACAAAAGAAAUUUCUCAGGGUGCUAAACACACUAUAACACGUGAUGGUGAUAAAUGUGUUUUGGUUAUUAAUAAUGCUACACCAGAUGAUGUUGAUGAAUAUAGUAUUAAAGUACGUAAUAGAUGUGGUUUAAGAAUGUACCGUUGUAAUGUUAAUGUUCGAUCACCACGAAGAUUUCGUUUACCACCAAAAUAUCAAGAUGUUCUUAAUUAUGAUAAAGGUGAACCAAUUGUUAUAAAAAUUCCUUAUACUGAUAAUCCAUUACCUAAUGUAAUGUUAUCAAAAGAUGGAAAUGAUAUAAUGAGAGAUAAAAAUGGUUCAAUUGAUGUUAGUAAUCGAGCUAUUACAUUAACUAUUCGAAAUGGAGAUAAGAAUACAACUGGUUGUCAACCAGAACGAGCUACACUUAAACAUGGAGGUGUCUAUGAUUAUUAUGAUACUGUUGAAGAGAUUGGACAAUAA